Molecule: messenger RNA, 6779 nt
Organism: Exophiala oligosperma
Lineage: Eukaryota; Fungi; Ascomycota; Eurotiomycetes; Chaetothyriales; Herpotrichiellaceae
Exons: 1
Coding region: 462-6104 (1880 amino acids)
Biological process (GO): phosphorelay signal transduction system; protein autophosphorylation
Molecular function (GO): phosphorelay sensor kinase activity; histidine phosphotransfer kinase activity
Source: RefSeq, a predicted model, not a curated record
CUGCGCCUUUGCCUGUUCUCUACAGCCGCUGGUUCCAUCUUUCGCGCGUCUUUACACUACAUCUCGAUUUCCACACCAGGCCUGCUCUCUGUCAACUAUUCACCAUCAACAUCUUCCAUACUGCUAUCACACCCGCUUGUUUCCCGGGCACCUGUCGCUUAAUUGCCCGUUUCUCUCCUUCGUCACUAGUACCUCGCGAGUUGUGUUUGGCCACAGAUCUCCUCUACACACCCACACCUUCGUGUUUUAUCUUCAAGAAAAAUCACUUUGAUCCCGAAGAUCACAGUCGCACGCUUCACCGUAACCAUCGAAUACCGGUUACGAGGUGUUAAUAUUGCAUGGGAAGAGACGAAACAAACACAUGGCUCCAUCAUUUUUGGGUCAAUCGGUUCCAUGAAUCUACUCCUACAACAACGAGGUCGCAGACACUCUGAUACAAUAUUUGAGUGUCUGCAGCCAAGAUGAAGUCGUCAAAGUCCUCACAUCCCGGUCUCUCUCCACGGGGUCGAUCGUCGCGCCUGGCAGAAGGUCAUGGAUCAUCAACAUCACCGACAAGAUCUGUCCCAGGAGGUGAAGACACAAUGAACGAGAACAGAAAUUCACAGGUCACGACAACUGGCACUUCGUCACUUGUACAUCAGCAAGUCACGCAAGUUCUCGCACGUGAGCCACCGGGCAGUAUGGAGGCAAUGCGACGAAAAAUGAGCAAAGCUUUGGCUCAAAAACAACAGAUGCGCGCCGCUGUUGUCUCUGCGGCCUCUGUUGAUGGUGCCAAACAGAGCGAACCGGUAGAACCGCCACCACCUCUCUUACAUACCGAGUCCAGCUCCGAUGAGUCUGUCAAUACUGGGACCCUGUCGACCGACUCUGCCCGGACUAUAAGAGCCACAUUUGAUGCGACACCGGGUGCUAUCAGGACACCUUCGUAUCCUUUUCCCCGUAUGGCAUUCCGGCUCAAUCGGGGUAUCAGUCAACGGUCUGGGCCCUCUCAUAAACCAUUCACGCUGCUCUCGCCAACGAACGAGCCCCCGUUGACCGGGUCUUCACCUGCACCGGCAGAACUACAGCGGCAUGCCUCUUCUUCCGACUUAAGCACACCCAUUGGUCAGAUGCCGCUAGUUGCUGCUUUCCCUGAAGAUCCCAAUUUUCCAGCACCAGAUCUGCUGGAGUGCAUACUGGUCCUCAACUCUGAGCCUGGGCUGGAUAUGUGGUGGGCGAAUGUUACAGAUAUUCUAAGUGAGUUCGGCGCUGAAAGAGCGUCACUCGCCGUACCUGGAGAUAUCACCGAUCUGGAAAAUGUUCCUUGGGGUCAGAAAGCCACAUACAAUUGCUAUGGUAGUGAUGGCGUUCCUCCUUCGCAACUGGACUUCCCGACCGCGUCAGAUCUUGACACGUCCUCUGUCGGAAAGCGGCCGGAGCCAUCUGUACGGACAUCCAGUGACAUGAGUACCUUGUCCACUCGUCGACCUCCUCUUGUGUCGAGACAUUCCAUCGCAGGGGCAAUGCCAGAUCAUAUUAGUCGCACUUCUCGUCAGCGGCCAGCCGGACCUGUCCGCGCGUUUAGUAGUGCGGCCAGAGAGCAAGAUGGACAAGCUUCGACGGUAACCCCGUCAGUACUACCUAGGCUCACCAAGCAGCCUGCCACCCCCCGUUCUUCAUCCCUAGCCGAGUCCGACCCACUAAGCUUCAAAGGACCGUACAAUUCGUCUGGAUCGGCAUCAUCCACUUUGAGAUGCUACGUCCAUCGUUCGCUUCAGCCAUUGGAAGCGGAGCCUGACCCGCUGCUUGUUCGAACGGGUGUGGCAUCUUUAUUCAACAAACGGAAGCCUGUCAUUUUGACGAGGGCCUACUCAGAGGAGGUCCCGAAACGCUCUCCGCUCCCGAGGGGAUGUGAAGAUGCUUGGGCGGCGCCUCAGGCAUUGCCAGCUACAGCUGCAGAUAAACAUAAAACCAACAAUCUUGAAGAGCCACCGUAUUCAAUAAUUCGCGCCUUCGACGAAUAUGAACAACCUGAACCUUCACCUUGGUCUCAAAGUCCAUCGCCUUCGCCUGCAGCCAGAGCCGAUCCUGAGGAAUCACCCUUCUUCAACCCACCAACAGCUUCCAUUGAUGAGACAGCAUUUGAGCAGAAUCCCCCGGUGUAUGACUAUGCCACCACCGCGAAUCAGUCCUUGAAUGCCAUAGGGACAGACAUGUCCAAAACUUUGGUGCACGUACCACUAAUACAGCCGAUUCUAGCUCGAGGCGCCAUGGCAUCGAAUCUACGCUUCCCUGUUGCCAUUCUAUCAUUCAUCUCCAACGUCAAUCCUUUUCCACUCAGCUGGCGUCGAGCACUCGAGGCCUUGUUGCCUCAUAUUGCAAGCUCGUACUCACUUGCGCAGCAAUAUAGCGCUCUACAAGAUCGUCUAAGGGGUGCUCCUGGAAGCCGUCACGGCGCAGCAUUCGGCUUAGGAGGGACGUUCUCCGACGAAGGCUCGGAAUUGGAAUUGGUAGCGGAGCUCAGCGAGCAAAUCGCGCUGGACAAAGAGCAGCCAAGAACCUGGGCUAACUACGAAGUCGGCAGUCCUUCGGCGCUGAAAGAUAGCCCCAGUAGCUCCCUUUCGAGCACUCCUCAUUUAGAACACCUUGGCUUAAGUCCAGGUCUUCCACCCACUCCUGGAAGGUCAGGCUCGGAGUUGGUUGACAGUUAUUUCUCGACGCGGAGACAGCGCGGUGCUCAGCAGCCCCUGACACCAGGGCCUCGGCCCACCAAGGACGAUGGGGAACAGCCCAGACGGUCCGCCGAGAAAGUUGCAUCGACCUCUAAAGCAUCAGCGAAGAAGUCCACCAUCAUCAAGACACAACCCGAGGCUCAAAUACAAAGCCCCGUGGCAAUGCGCGCAGGAAGCACUGCCUCUGGAAGUGAGAUGGGAGAUCAAGUGUAUGAGCGACCUGAGUCCUCUGCUCGGCGUUCAACAAUCAGACGUGGCAGCCAGUCAAAGGAUGAAGAAAAACCUCUCCCGGAGCUUAUUUCAUCGCUGAUGUUGAAUUCAGUACCUCUCCAGCUGUUCCUAGCUAAGCCAACUACCGGCGAUUUAGUCUGGACAAACCGUAAAUUUGACGCCUUCAGAAGUCAGGGAGAAGGGCGAGUCCGCGAUCCGUGGAAGAAUGUCCAUCCUGCAGAAAGAAAUGGCCUGGUGAAGUUGUGGAACGACGCUCUGCGAACUGGAAGCCAAUUUACUCACUACAUCCGAGUGAAGCGUUUCAACAGUGAUAACGAUUUUCGCUGGUUCGUUUUCCGAGCUAGUACUUUAUUGACCAAUAAUGGCCGACUUUUGUACUGGAUUGGGUCAUUCCUUGACGUCCAUGAACAGUAUAUGAAGAAUCUUGAGGCGAGCGAGAAGGAAGCAAUCAUGGCCCGAGAGACCAAAAUACGUGCUUUGGCAGACGCCAUUCCACAGGUCUUGUUCGAAGCCAUCGAAGGAGAUGGCAUCGUAGCUGUCAACCAGCAAUGGCAUGCAUAUUCGGGCCAAACCCUAGAUGACGCUCGCGGCCUAGGCUUUGCUAAGCACGUUCAUCGUGAUGACCUGCACAAAUGUGGCAUCUUGUCACCCUCCGACAUUGCCGCCAUUGCGAAAUCUUCGGCGAGUAGCCGUACAGAUUCAUCCAGUGAUUCGAACAAAACGGCAGCUCCUCCACUCCCUACACGAAAGAAUCUGUUUUCCCCUGACCUGUCAUCGCUCGAUCAGAUGAUCAAGUCGGGAUCGGUCAUGGUCGAGAAGGACGAAAAUGGCCAGUUGUCGUAUUUGACUGAAAUUCGACUGAGAUCAAAAGGUGGUGAAUACAGAUGGUUUCUCGUACGCUUGGUCCGCGUGGAUACAGGACUUUGGCAGACUCAAAGCGGAAAAGCAUCCUGGUACGGUACCUGCACCGAUAUUGAGACACGAAAAGCCCUGGAGCGCAAAUUGAACGAAGCAAAUGAGAAGGUACAUCGAGAAAUGGAAUCGAAAACUAAGUUCUUUGCCAACAUGUCUCAUGAAAUUCGAACGCCGCUGAAUGGUAUCAUUGGCAGUAUGCCUUGGCUAGUCGAGUCCUCGCUAGACCAUGAUCAACGAAGAACGGUCGACACCAUCCAAAACAGUGCCAACAAUCUGAGGGAGCUUGUCGACAAUAUCUUGGAUGUGACCAAGGUUGAAGCAGGCAAGAUGACACUAUUUCCAAAAUGGUUCCAUGUCCGUAGCCUCUGCGAGGAAGUGAUUGACACGGUAUCGUCCCGAGCGAUCGAGCGGGGGUUGGAGCUCAACUAUUCUCUGGAAACGAAUGUACCCUCUACGGUCAAGGGGGAUGCAUUCAGAGUCCGGCAAGUCUUACUCAAUCUUCUUGGAAAUUCUGUAAAGUUCACGGAGCAAGGUGAAGUUUACAUGAAAUGCUCUUUACGCACGGCUACACUCAUGAGUCCAAAGGGGGGUGCCGUCAAGACAGUCUUGCUCAACUUUGACGUUGUGGACACUGGCCGUGGAUUCAACGAAGACGAGUUCCAGAGGCUAUUCAAGCAAUUUGGACAAAUUGGUGGUGGUACUAGUCACGAAGCUGGGUCCGGACUAGGGCUGUUUCUCUCUAAACAGCUAGUCGAGAUGCAUGGCGGGGAGCUCUCUGUGCAGAGCAAGGCCGGAGAAGGCUCAAUAUUCAGCUUCUACGUCAAAGUAGAAAUGGAACCUUCAGGCGUCGAGUCCAGCAUUGCACCCUCAGCUACGACAAAAAGCAGCCCGCCGCAAGCGAACAUGCUCAAUUCAAGCGCUCGGUCGCGCUCGGACAAUAAAACCCCAACGAUGAGCGUCACAAGGCACCCUUCUGAUUCAAUCAUUCAGACACCAGGUCUUUCUCGAUACAUUUCCUCGCCAGAACAGGCUUCGCCUGCAGCGCUAUCUUCACCCGCCGUGCCCACCCCAGCUGUGAUGUCGCCUGCUAUAGUGGCAUCGGAGAGCUCUGGAGUGUCGACCUCUGUGAGAUCAAAUUCAGGCCCUGUGGCGAAUGCUUCAACGAUAACCUCGUUGGUGCCUACCCCAGAAUCGGCACCUUCUCGCGAGUCUGAACCAGAACUGUAUGAACGAAGAGUGUCGGAGGCGAAAACGAGUGCCCACCCCGUGUUUCGACGCAGUAAAAGCGACACUGAUGGAGGCGGGUUGUCCCCUGCCCAUCCUCAAACGUACUCGGUCAUCAUUAUCUGCCCGGCAGAACAUGCACGAACGGCUAUCAAACAACAUAUUGAGCACGUUGUGCCAUACCAGAUUGCGGCCAAUGUCACAACGAUCCCAGAUAUUGGAUCAUUCUUGGAUUUGAUCAACGGUCGCUCACCACCGACGUUCACUCACAUCGUUUUAGACAUACCUGCGACCUCUGAUAUCAUGCUUUUUAUGAGGCAGAUGGCGACAUAUACUGCUCCUGUGAUUCCGGCACUCGUAGUCAUUACUGACCACUAUCAGAAGAGAGAUAUCCUGGAGGAUUUCACUGCAUUGACAUCGACCGGACGAAAAGCAUUCUUGAUCCACAAACCCGUCAAACCCUCGGUCUUCGCAAUGAUCUUUGAUCCCGCGCAGCUACGGAACUUAAGUAAAGACCGGGCGCGGGAAGUGGCCCAAUCGAGCUCCGAUGACUUCCAGCAAAUAGUGAGGCUCGUCAAGGAGAAGAUUGGCAACGGGAACAAGCGACUUUUGCUGGUAGAGGACAGCGAAGUGAACCGAAGAGUGAUUCAACGCUACUUCUUGAAGACUUCGCUAGCCAACGAAUGCGCCAAAAACGGACAAGAAUGCGUCGACAUGGUCAAAGAAAAGGGUCCAGGGUACUAUUCCCUGAUAAUUUGCGAUAUCCAGAUGCCAAUCAAAAACGGGUACGAGGCGUGUCAGGAAAUCCGAGAGUGGGAGAGGAGUCAAGGCUAUAAGUCAUGCCCAAUCAUGGCCUUGACCGCAAACGCCAUGCCUGAGGAGCGAGCAGCGGCUGCUAACGCUGGAUUUACUGACUACCUCACGAAGCCGGUGGAUUUCAACCUGCUAGGGACCAUGAUGAUGACGCUGCUAGACCCAAGCGUGCCACACGUGUUCUUACGUGAUAGGCCUCUCGAAACUUAGGGAGUGAAGGAUUGACGCCGGGACAGUUGAGUUUGCCACAACUUGCAGGUGACAAAGUAUGCAGCACAGUUGUGUUGUGCGUUCUUAGCGAGGAUUGCAUGGUUGCUUUUAUGGGGGAAUGGCGUUAUCGAGUCCGAUGCUGCUUUUGUAUUGCAGGGUUGGUUACGGACGGCCAGAAUGGAAGGCCGGAAUAUUUGUGGCUUCGACCAUGACAGUCUUGAGGGAUCUCCCUACAUCAUCUUGUUAUGUAUUAGGUUCAUGGUACGGGGUUUUCGGACAGAACGAACAUCUUGAAGGACCUGGAUUGUCAAGGAAACGGGAAAACGGACGACAAGCAUCACUUGAUGAGCCACGAUUUGCAAUGACCAACUGGGUAGCGCUGGCACUGGAAACGGCACCAGACAAAAGUGCUGCCAGUUAGACCUGUGCUCGGUCGCGGAGAAGAGAAAAGCGCAAUUGUAUUUAUUGCCGUUGCUGGUGAAUGGGUAGAAGAGCCUAGUUAGCAUAGGCAACUACUCACAGUACGUAAUGUAUGAUUUCUACGCGCAGGGUGCAGAAGAGAUAAGUAGAUCUCUGGAUCGAUGAAUCGCACGAGUACAGGGAUGCACUGAAUUGACUGCUGGUCUUUACUCUGUAAUGUAUAUGGGCGUUGGUUGCGCCUGGGUCAAAAUCAUG